GUGCGUUGUGGUCGCUGCCUGGACGCUUUACUUGAAGGAGUCCAUCAGAACCCCGUGGAGCUGAUGAGAGAGAAGAGAACAGGCUUCUGGACUAAAAGGCAGACAGCAGCAGGAUGAACGGCGCAGCAGUGUACCCUCCCCCCACCGGCCCUGCAGCCAACCCGUUCGGCAACAUGCCCGGCUAUGAAAGCAUGGCCGGAGGCGGUUUCAUGCCCCCCCCGAUGCCCCUGCAGCCUCUGGCCCCGCCCCAGCCGGGCCCCAACGCUGACCAAUGGACGAUCCCCUCUCUGUCGGAGGACGCGGCUCGCGAGGCGUUCAAGAACUUUGCGUCGUCCCACUGCUGCUACAGCGGGAGCCCCGCGGACGACGGCGUGAUCACCAGCAUGGAGCCGUUCAACACCUACAGGUAUCGCCUGGAGACGUUCACCGAGACCAGGAAAACGGAGCCGGCCGAAAAGCCUUACGAAGGUGAGACGGCUGACUUCUACACGCAGCCGGCUCCCCGGCCCUGGGACGUCCAGGUCAACCCCCCCAGCCUCUUCACCAAUCACACAGAGGAGGUCCGCGUGCCCUUCACCUCCUCCGUCAAGGAGUGCGGAAGCUGCCAUGGCGCCGGGACGACCAAGUGUGAUGACUGCAAGGGGGAAAAACAUAAGGAAUGCUACAUGUGCCACGGCUCAGGGGAGCAGAACAACGAGCGGUGCACCACAUGCGAUGCCAGCGGCAGGAAAAGGUGCUCCACGUGUGAUGCUCGGGGAACGAAGGACUGCAGUACCUGUAAAGGACGAAAAAAACUGCUGACUUACAUCAAUCUCAAAGUCGAGUGGACUAACAAUAUGGCUGACCACGUAGUGCAGCAGAACUCUGGUCUGAUAGUCAAUCUUCAAGAUGUCAGCGGGAAGGAGCUGAUCAAGAACAACCAGAACCUGCUCUACCCGCUGAUCGGGUUCCCAGAACCGUCCAUCGCCGAGGCCUCUGAGCGUCUGAUCAAAGAUCACCAAACCAAGUACGCCCAGAGCGCCAGGAUCCUGCAGCAGAGGCAGACGGUGGAGUUGAUCCCAAUCACUAAAGUGAACUACAAGUGGAAGGGCGGCUUUCACCUCUACUUUGUCUACGGCAACGAGCACAAAGUCAGCGCCGACAAUUACCCGGCAACUUGCUGCUGUGUCAUCAUGUAGAGACAAACACAAACUCACUUUUUCAUGAUAUUCCCUCCAAGUUAACUUUUACUCAACCCCCUUAUAUACUUGUGCAACUAAUUAAAGUGGUACCCCUUUAAUUAGUUGCACAAGUAUAUAAGGGAGGGAGUGUAUUCAAUCUGCCUUUUUCUGUGUGGGUUUAGGUAGAAAAUACUUUUUUAAUUAGCAGAAAUUCAAAGAACUCCAGGGAACAAACUUCUGAUCUUUAUUUUUUUGUGUGUCAACAAUUAUUAUAUAUCUUUAUGUACUGAAUAUUUGAGUUCAGAGGCAGUGUAACAUACCUUUAAGUGCCAGUUUUAAAACUACUGUAGAUAGUGAGCUAACGUCUUAUGCUAGUAGGUAAUAGGAUUUAGUUGGUUGGUUUGUGAGUUUCUGGUUAACACAGAAGACCUACAGUUUAUUCAAGAAACGUUUGACCUUCAAACAGGAAGCCGAUAUGUAGUCUCCACAUCUCCUGUUUCCCUUCCUGCAUGACGUCCAUGAGGCCUUAUAUUCUGGGUAGGGGAACUUUACUGACUUAGACAGCUGACCCCUUCCUAAAGCAAGUUAUUUUUACACAUUUUUAGUGAGUUUCCUAAAAAAAAAAAAUCAAAGCUCUUAUGAUUCAUGAUUUUUGUUGGAUAAUGAAAUUCUUCAGAGCAGCAACGUAACAGUUGAGCAUGCCAUUAUAUAUUUUGCAAAUACCUCAGAUACAUCAGCACGGCACUGCUUCUCACCUUGGUGCCAGCUGUUAAACCAAAACUAAUGUGCAUUCCUGCUGAAAAUGCAUUGGAAUGCUAAAAGCUGAAAGCAAUUUCAGAAAAUACAGACAUAAAAAUGCUGAAAUUAAUGUUAAAAAUAACUAAAAAAUACAAAAAAAUAAUAAAGCUGAAAAUGUUUUAAACAAAUGCUAAAAAUAAAGAAAUAGGAAAAGCUGAAAUGACUUUUAAUAAAUACAGAAAUAAGAAAUACUGCAAAGAAUUGAAAAACAUUGCACGAAAUACAUAAUUAAAAGAAAUCCAUAUGUAUUUGUAGUGACAUUAGUAAUAUUAAUAGAUUUAGUUGUAAUCGUGGUACUUGCAGUAGAAAAAGUAGUUUUAGUAUCAAUAGCAGUAGAUAAACUAGAAGUAGUAGUGUUAGUAGUAGUAGUAUUAUCAUACUGUUAGUCAUAGUAGUAUUUGUAGUAAAAUGAAUAGUAGAUGUAGUAUUACUAGCAGCAUGAAUACUAGUAGUACUUUUUGUAGUAGUUUGUAGGUGUAGUAGUUUGUAGGUGUAAGAGAAACACACCGAGAGAGACUGCAGCGUGUGUCUGUGUUACCACGGUAACGGCGCAGCUGUCAUCAUAACGAGCUGCUCAGAGGGCAGAAAGGAUCACAGCCAUUUAAAAAGAAUCCACACCUCAAACUAGUGAACUUUAUCGCAAAACUACAAUGGAGAUUACGCCUUGCAUGUGAUUUAUACGUCGCGGCUCUAAUGGCGGUUUACAAAACGUGUACCUUCUGCUUUCUUUGUGAAAUUUGUCGGCGGAUUUCCUUUAGCCCCCUAAGGAGCUUGAGACAGACUUUGUUUCGCUCUCGGUGCUCUGUGGCCAAAAAUAAAUGUCGGUGGCAUUACACAGCCACAUGACUACGACUACACAGGCACUAAGUCAUUUUAUCCAAAAAUGAAGCCUGAAGAAUGAAUAUUGUGGCAAUGGAGUGGAAUGGUGGCUGUAGCUCAAGGAUUGACAAAGCAGAAGGAAUCAAAAGUCGUUAUAAAGUUAAAGCAGAUUUGAAAAUAAACUCCAUUAAAAAACCAUGUUUAAAAGGUUUAUGAAUUUGAUUUAUAUAAAUUCAGCCAUAAGAAGGUAGAAGGAGAAAAAUCCAUAGCUGGAAAUUCCUAAAGUCCUGAAUGUUUUAAUAUUUGAACGGUUUGAAUAGCUGAAAAUGUAAAAGGGUAGAAAAGUGGCAUGGAAGAACUAGAAUAAGUUGAAUAAAGAUUUAAAGAACUAUAUGUAUGCUUCAGCAUUCAAACAAAACAGUUCCUAUGUCGAGGUAUUUUCAACAUGUUCUGUAGAAUUACUUUUGAGAUCAGAUGUACUGUGCAUGUGCCUUUUUUGAAUUUACAUAUAACAAAUUGCAUUUGCAUUUGUAUUUGUGCUUUUUGUUGUUACAAUUCAACAAUUCUGAAUACCCAAAAAAAUCAUUUUAUUUCAUUUUCAUUUACUGUUUAGUUUAAAAACCCAAUUCAUUUGCUAUUUUCAACUUUUCGUGUAUAAAAAAAACCUCCCUUUGCCUUUCCAACUGCCCUCCUGCAGUGCAGCAGAGUGUCUGUAGAGGGCGCUCUGGUGUUUGACACAGUGCAGCAGAGUGUCUGUAGAGGGCGCUCUGGUGUUUGACACAGUGCUGCAGACUGCUGCCAGGACAACACGUCUAUCUGUGACUAACGGGACAAAGCCACUUCACGUCGGAUCAUUUCUUACAUUUUGCCAUAUGCCUUUUAUUCUGCAUUUUAUAAUAAUUUUUAUAUUAACCUUUCAUCCUCUGAGGUGUAUUACACUGAUUGUUCUCCUGUGAGUCUGUCUGUGUCAUCGAGGCGGCAUCCUGCUGCAGGAAAUAGGCCACAGGCUGGUUUUGACAGCUCUGGCGUUGUGUCUAUAUUACUGCGAGUCAGCCUGUGGACGGAUUUUUUUUUGUCGUUGCAACCGUGCAAGACGCCGUCGUGAAACUCUGCUGGUGUUUAGUUGAGAUCAAAGAGCGGUUGAGUGCAGAUGUGUGUGUGUGUGGUCUAAGGAAGUGCAGCAGACGCAUGAGGGGAGGAAGUGGGCCCAAACCAGCCUACUUUAUGCCCCUGGAUCCCAUUACGAGAUAAUAUCUAGUUUCGGGUCGUUUUUUUUUUUCUAUCUCAGAGUCAAAGUCAUUAUGUUUGAACAUGUUGAUCUGCAGUGUAAAUAAAUGCCUUCAAACUGG
Molecule: messenger RNA, 4126 nt
Organism: Pungitius pungitius (ninespine stickleback)
Lineage: Eukaryota; Metazoa; Chordata; Actinopteri; Perciformes; Gasterosteidae
Product: protein SSUH2 homolog
Exons: 12
Coding region: 114-1178 (354 amino acids)
Source: RefSeq, a predicted model, not a curated record